AUGGACAAGUCUUGGAUAAAGGCAGAUAGAGAUUCCUUACAUUAUGAAAUUGGUGUAGAAAAUUUCUUGAUUUUUGCGGAGGAAAAUGCUAAAAACCCAAAGAAGAUACGUUGCCCAUGUUCACGUUGUGCUAACUUCAAAAAAACUUCUGUCAAUGCAAUCAGGGGUCAUCUAUAUGAAUCUGGGUUUAGUUUAGGGUAUUUGGAUUGGAUUUGGCAUGGGGAAGAGGUUGGUAACUUUAUUAACUCACAUACGGGUAGUUCUUGCCCUGCUAAAAUUCCAACACACGUUAGCGAAACGGUUAAAGUAUGUGAAACAGCCUAUAAUGAUGGAGAAUGCGAUAAUGAAUCAGAUGACUUUAUGAGGUUUGUUUCCGAUACGGAACAACCUCUUUUUGAGGGAAGUAAUGUGCUUCCGCCAAAUAUGUAUGAAGCGAAGAAAACCUUGACUGAUUUAGGACUUGAGUAUGUUAAAUUCCAUGCUUGUCCAAAUGACUGUGUAUUAUAUAGGGGUCAAGUUCUCGAGUCUUUAGAUGAGUGUCCCAAGUGCCAAAUUUCUCGCUGGAAAAUUGGAAAAGACGGUAAAGUUAGGAUUAACGUUCCAGCGAGAGUUAUGUGGUAUUUUCCGAUAAUCCCCAGAUUCAAACGGCUUUUUAAAUCUGCUGAUACUGCUAAAUUAAUGAGUUGGCAUGCGAAUAAUCGAUCUAAAGAUGGAAAGAUGCAUCAUCCAUCUGAUUCCCCUUCUUGGAGAAAUGUAGAUAGUAGGUGGCCUGAGUUUGGAAGUGAGGACAGAAAUAUAUGCUUAGGAUUAGCGGCAGAUGGUAUAAAUCCACAUAAUAAUGGAUUAAACAAUCGGUAUAGCUGUUGGCCAGUUAUGUUAGUAACAUAUAAUCUUCCUCCAUGGUUAUGCAUGAAGAGGAAGUUUAUGAUGUUAACAACAUUGAUUUCUGGCCCGCACGAGCCUGGAAAUAAUAUUGAAAUAUAUCUACAGCCAUUAAUCGAUGAUUUAAAAAAAUUAUGGGAGGAGGGUGAACCAAAUGUUUACGAUGCACAUAGUAAAUCCUACUUCACUCUCAAGGCAGUUCUAAUGUGGACAGUGAAUGAUUUCCCGGGAUACGCAAAUCUGUCAGGCUGCAUAGAUAAGGGUUAUAUGGCUUGUCCAAUCUGUGGUGAUCAAACUGUGGCUAAAUAUUUAAAUCAUAGUAGGAAAAUGUGUUAUCUAGGUCACCGUCGAUAUUUAGACCGUCAUCAUCCUUAUAGGAGGCAGCGAAUGGCUUUUGAUGGGGAACAAGAACUUGGUGAUGCACCUGAGCCACUCAGCGGAGAAGAAGUGUUGGCGCAACAACAGAAACUUGAAUUCAGUUUUGGGAAAGGGGGAAAGUCGAAAAAGGUGGAGUGGAUGUUUCCAUUUGAACGAUUUAAUAAAAUAUUGAAGAGUUAUGUACGGAACCGAUUUUAUCCGGAAGGUUGUAUAGCUGAAGGUUAUAUGAAAGAAGAAUCAAUUGAAUUUUGCACGGGGUUCUUUACCGAGAGUAGCAGAACUGCUGGUCUUGACAAAGAUGAAAAUUUUUCUGGUCCAGUUGGUGGCGUGACAAUGAAGUCGGUGGCAGAAAAGGAACGAGAUGAGGCACAUCUCACAGUCCUCCUUAAUAAUAUUGAAGUGGAAGCAUAUAUUAAGUUGCAUAAGGAAUAUUUGGAAAGAAUUUACGAAGGAAAAAAGAAGGGUGCACAAUGGCUAUUGGGAGACCCUAUAAAUCUGGAGAGUGAUAAAGGGGAGAAAAAGGAGAAGAAACUAACUUCGCCGGCAUGGGCACAUUUCACCACACUGCCUUUUUAA
Molecule: messenger RNA, 1836 nt
Organism: Daucus carota subsp. sativus
Lineage: Eukaryota; Viridiplantae; Streptophyta; Magnoliopsida; Apiales; Apiaceae
Exons: 5
Coding region: 1-1836 (611 amino acids)
Source: RefSeq, a predicted model, not a curated record